AUGCUAAAUAUGAUGGUUCGUAAUAGAAACGAGAUCAGCCCGGUUGUCAAUAGCAUGGAGCUAUUAGCUGCGCAGAACGAGCACCGUGGGCCGACGCAGCAACAAGGGGCGUUAUGGCCGCCCACACCGCCACCAUCGGCACACACAAACCCCUUCCUGACCCCCGCGGACACGGGCGGUUGUCAAUCUAGGACCGUCCAUUAUUCUGACGACUACAAAUUAACCCCAUUUGUGACAAAGAACGAUGUGAAUGAAAACACAGUUUUCCAGACUCUUCCUAAGCCCAUUAACUGUGACUGUGUAGCCGGUUUGCCUACUCAACCCCACAGCGGGCCAUUUUUUCUGCCAGAUGCCGCCAUCAGGUUUAGCGCUCCGGUUCUAAGUUCCAGCCCAUACCCGUGCCUUCCUGGGAGGCCAAGUGUGAGUACCCAUGAAUGUGACCCAGGUCGUCCCAGUUAUAAGCGGGCAAAGUCAGCGCCCCGCCGCCGGGUUGUGGAGGCAUGCGCGGAUAGCAGUGAUGAAGAAUGUUACAGGAUUAAAGAGAGAAUCCCUACUCUGCGACCCGGUAACUUUGAUGGGACAGGUUCGUGGAAAGGCUUUAUUUACCAGUUUGAAACAUGUGCCAGAGCCAAUCACUGGUCAGAAGAGACUAAAGCUAUUCAACUCAGAUUCAGUUUAAGUGGUGCUGCUGGCGCUAUUGUCCACAAGAACCCCAACUCUGCUAACUGGAGCUAUGAGCACAUUGUGAAGGAAGUGGACGCUGCUUAUGGGCCGCGGUCAGAGCACGCUGCAGCUGUUGGCAUCGAGCUGAGGCAGAGAGUCAGGAAACAAGGUGAAACCAUGCACACACUCCGAGACGACAUCUAUGAAAAGGUCGCUAUUGUGUAUGGUGACCGUACUGAACUGGAACAGGACUGUGUAGCUGUGGAGAUUUUCACUAAUGCGAUGACCGACGCUGACAUUAUCCAAAAGCUCCUUGAAGAGAAGCCUCGUACACUCGCUUGUGCCUAUGACAUUGCCCACCGGUACGAGACCACAAAGAGAGCAGCCAGGGCCGUAACACAGAUGAUGCGUCCAGGGCUGGGUCCCCGCGGCUCGGCAGCAAGAGCGGCUGUGGUAUUGGAGGAUGCUCCAGCCUCUGAAUGCGAUCAACCAAGAACAACGGAUGUAAAUUUCAUUAUGGCCGACACCGCCCGAAGCACCGAGGUCAUCCUGGGACAUCCCUUCCUGCGUCAGUCCAAUGCAUGCCUGGACUACGGCCGCCGAGAGAUAUCCCUCUUCAACGUAAAAGUUCCACGCUACGACCCCAAUUACCAGCCUGCUGCCGCCCAUGUCGUCCGGAUUGCCCGCACCACUGUCCUGGAACCUGGUCGUGAGUAUGUGGUACCUGGGUCCGCCAGCCUCCGCUCUCAAACCGGUGGCGACCUGAUGCUCAGUCCAACCAAGGCCUUUAUCGAGAAACACUGUGUCCUGGUGGCCCAUGCGGUCGUCCAACCACUAAAGUCCGCCGGCAUUCCCAUCCGAGUCUUCAACCCUGGGUCUACGCCUGUCACCCUGAAGAGAGGAACCGUGGCCGGUGUCCUCCAGCCUGCCGAGGUGGUGGCCACCCUUGAGUCGGCGCCAACCUUGCCCCCGUCUAAGCCGGGGCCCAUUAACUCUGUUUCUGUCCCUUCCCACUUGCAGGUCAUGUAUGGUGAGAGCUGCUCCAUCUUGUCAGAGGGUGACGGCAACAAACUCGCCCAUCUGCUACAUUCCUACGCCGAUAUCUUCUCUACUGGCCCUACUGACCUCGGCCGCACCAACAUCGUGCAACAUGACAUCCAGACCCUGCCAGGGCCUCCAGUCAAGCAGCCUCCACGCAGAAUGGCCGCCGACAAGCAGCUCGCCGCCGACCAGCAGCUUCAACAGAGUCUCGACGCGGAGCAACUGGAGCGCUCGCACCAACUUGCACGAGAGGCUCUGGGAAAGGCCUCUGAAAGAGCAAAGAGACAGUAUGACAAGAACAUUUGCCAAACUCAGUACCUGGUCGGUUCUGCGGUGUGGUACCUGGUCAAAGGCACCAAACGAGUAAGACACAAGGUCCGCAAGUUCCUGCCGUCCUACGAGGGCCCUUACUUUAUCGUGGGUCAGCUGGACGACUUGGUGUACCAGAUCCAGAAAGGUCCAAGGGCAAAGAUUAAAGUUGUGCACCACGACAAGCUCAAACCUUUCCAUUCCAGAGCCCUGCUCGACAACAGCUGGGUUUUCCAGAGAAACGACACACCAACACCACUGGAGGUGUCUCCCCCUGUGUCUGAUGUGGACUCUGACACGGACUUCGGCCCUCUUCAGCUGUGGGACACUACUUCCGAGGAUACCCCUUCAGACACCAGAGACACUACCUCUGACUUCGAGAAUACCCCGGCCGCCGCCAGAGAGGUUGCUGGUCCUUCAUCACCUGGCCCUCAACCACCUGCCAGCCCCACACAGCCUCAGUGGGAUGAGGUUGGCACUCGGCAUACAUCGCAGAGCGUGAGACGGCGUCACCGUUCGAUCUCUGCCCCUCUGUCCAGGUCGCAGAGGACACGGAGAGCACCUGAUAAGUUUGGUGACUGGCUUAGUCACUAG
This is a messenger RNA of Knipowitschia caucasica, 2607 nucleotides long. The record is from the annotation of a GenBank genome assembly. NCBI's taxonomy places the organism in Eukaryota, Metazoa, Chordata, Actinopteri, Gobiiformes, Gobiidae.